GCGCGGUCUUGCCUGUGCCUUGUCAGGCUGGUUUCCAGCCCUGGGGAAGCUCAAGUGAUCCGACAGAAAGCGAACAAUAGCACGGCGGUUCAGCGGUGCUCGGAGAGGACGGUCAUGUGAUGCGUCUUCAAGCCCACGCCGUUAUUAAUAUGGACCGCACGAGCACGACCCGAAUAAAUCCGUGGAAACUGAACGUGUCUUUUUCCAUGCAGUUUUUUUUUGGUUUGUUUCCAUCCUUCCAGGAAGUGGGAGCGGACGAGCGGCUGCAGCUCUUUAACGGGCGGCGCUUGUUGUUGUGUUCGGACCCUUGGACGCGGCUCGCUCGAACUGGCGCCACUUCACCUCACCUUUAACACCGAUUUAGGGAGAAGGAUCCCGACAGGUUCGCUUUUUAACCAUCGCGCAAAGGGACACAGGACGGCUCCAUUCAGCCUUCCAACCUUUCCCUCCUUUCGACUGAACCCGGCCUCGAGCCCCGGCGCGCAAAGCCGAUGUUCAACAUGAAGUGAUCGGAGAGAGAUGUUCCACGGCCACGGCUUUUCCAUUUCGCAUUAAAACGUCACAUUAAAUUAAUAGCAGAAGGCGGACGGAGAGCGAAAAACCCCUCAAGAUGAGGUCUGGUUUGGCUCCGGGCAUUAAACUCAUCACCUCUUUCUCCAGAGACAGCUGGUACAGAGGCUUCACUCUGUUCCUUACAUUUAUCUUCUACACUACUUAUCACCUGUCCCGGAAACCAAUCAGCAUUGUCAAGAGUGAGCUGCACAGAAACUGCUCCAUCGUGAUUCAGCCACCAGACCUCAAUACGACCAACAAUGAGACAUGGUGUGACUGGGCUCCUUUUGACCAAAACAACUAUCAGACACUGUUUGGAGUGCUGGACAACUCCUUCCUGGUGGCCUAUGCCAUUGGCAUGUUUUUCAGUGGGAUUUUUGGGGAGCGGCUGCCAUUGCGUUACUACCUCUCCACAGGAAUGCUGCUCAGUGGCUUCUUCACAGCUCUGUUUGGCCUGGGCUUCUACUGGAACAUUCACUCCAUUUGGUACUAUGCCUUUGUCCAGGCCAUGAAUGGAUUAGUGCAGACAACAGGCUGGCCAGCAGUGGUGGCCUGUGUUGGAAACUGGUUUGGAAAGGGGAAGCGAGGGUUCAUCAUGGGCAUCUGGAAUUCACACACAUCAGUGGGAAACAUCCUGGGAUCUCUGAUCGCAGGGGUCUAUGUGUCUUCAGCCUGGGGGCUGUCCUUCAUUGUACCUGGCAUCAUCAUCGCCGCCACAGGAGUGGUCUGCUUUUUCUUCCUUGUGGAAAGACCUGAAGAUGUGAACUGCAGCCCUCCAAAUCAUCAUGAGACUUCAGAGCAGGAGCCCCUCCUCCAUAAUGCCUCCAGCACAGAAGAGAUCUUCAGCAGCCCUGAGACCACAGUGCGAGAGCUGCCCAGAGACAAUGAAAAGGCCAUCAGCUUUUUGGGGGCCCUUCAAAUUCCAGGCGUUGUAGAAUUCUCCCUCUGCUUACUCUUUGCCAAGUUGGUCAGCUACACGUUCCUCUACUGGCUGCCUCUGUACAUUGCAAACGUUGCACAUUUUGAUUCCAAGGGAGCUGGGGACAUGUCAACAUUGUUUGAUGUUGGAGGAAUUGUGGGGGGCAUCCUGGCAGGACUGGUGUCUGAUUACACUGAUGGCAGAGCCACCACCUGCUGGGUCAUGCUGAUUGUCGCCGCGCCCAUGCUGUUCCUGUAUAAUCAUGUCGGACAGAACGGCCUCCCCACCACCAUUGGUAUGCUGCUGCUGUGCGGGGCCCUGGUCAAUGGUCCCUAUGCCCUCAUCACCACCGCUGUAUCAGCUGACCUGGGAACACACAAAAGCUUGCGAGGCAACUCCAGGGCCUUGUCGACGGUUACUGCUAUUAUUGAUGGGACGGGAUCAAUAGGUGCUGCUCUGGGCCCUCUGUUAGCUGGGUUGAUUUCUCCAACUGGGUGGAAUAAUGUGUUUUACAUGUUGAUCAUCGCAGACAUCUGUGCUUGUUUGCUUUUGUCCAGACUUGUCUAUAAGGAGGUGAGGAGCUGGUGUGGCUAUACCACCCGGCAGAGGGGGUUCAAAGAAAUCUGAGAACCAUUGCACCCGAGGGAACCAUUCUCCAGCUUCAGAAAAUCAACACGUUAAUGUUAAAAAGGGACCAACUUGUGAUUCAGCAAACUGCCAACGAGAACACAGCAAAGUAUUUUAAUAAGAGACUUUAAUCUCUCAAACCCACAAUGAAUCGCAACCUUAACGGCCCGGUGCCGGAGAGAAAACAGAAAUGAAAGAGCUGCAGAUGUUCAGGGACCGUCAUAGACCUGGUGGAAGAAACGUCGGUCCAGAAGCCCCCAACAAUGCUCUUCUCAUUAAUAUGGAACUUUCUACCGGCUAAUGCCUUUCUCUCUUGUUUCCAGUUGUAUAUCUUUUAUCAUUAAAAUUGCGCUUGUUGCAUU
This is a messenger RNA of Scleropages formosus (Asian bonytongue), 2460 nucleotides long. RefSeq names its product solute carrier family 37 member 2 (gene slc37a2). The coding region runs from base 611 to 2098 and encodes 495 amino acids. Gene Ontology annotation, molecular function: glucose 6-phosphate:phosphate antiporter activity. NCBI's taxonomy places the organism in Eukaryota, Metazoa, Chordata, Actinopteri, Osteoglossiformes, Osteoglossidae. Gene Ontology annotation, biological process: glucose-6-phosphate transport; phosphate ion transmembrane transport. The transcript is spliced from 18 exons. The record is from RefSeq and is a predicted model, not a curated record. Gene Ontology annotation, cellular component: endoplasmic reticulum membrane.